Emiliania huxleyi CCMP1516 is the source of this 630-nucleotide messenger RNA. RefSeq lists its product as hypothetical. The annotation marks the transcript as partial. Gene Ontology annotation, molecular function: actin filament binding. The transcript has 4 exons. Gene Ontology annotation, biological process: barbed-end actin filament capping; actin cytoskeleton organization; cell morphogenesis. The record is from RefSeq and is a predicted model, not a curated record. Gene Ontology annotation, cellular component: F-actin capping protein complex; cytoplasm. NCBI's taxonomy places the organism in Eukaryota, Haptophyta, Isochrysidales, Noelaerhabdaceae.
AUGGCCGAUCCGCAGCUCCUGGCCGCGCUCGACCUCAUGAGGCGAAUGCCACCCUCGCGCUGCGAGACGUCGCUCGAGGAGCUUGUCGACCUGGUGCCUCACCUGACGGACGACCUCCUCAACACCAUCGACCAGCCGCUGCAGACCGCCAAGGACGCCCAGGGCAACGCCUACUUAUUAUGCGACUACAAUCGCGACGGCGACUCGUACCGGUCCCCGUGGACAAACGAGUAUGACCCUCCGCUCUCGGACGGCGUGCUGCCGUCGCCAAAGCUGCGCGCGAUGGAGACGCUGGCGAACGACAUCUUCGAGGGCUACCGCGAGAUGUACUACGAGGGGGGCAUCUCCUCGGUCUACUUUUGGGACCUCGACGAAGAGGGGGCUUUCUCCAAGUGGUCCCCCCCCGGGAGCCAACGUCAUGGGGGGGGGGGGGGGGGGGCACUCGCAGUCCUCCUGAGUGGGGGCGUGGCUGCUGCCGCUGCACAGGUCGGAGUCCACGAGGGGGAGAUGAACCUGUCCGGAUCGCUGACGCGGCAAAAGGAGGAGGAGCUGGCGGUGGGGGACGUGGCGUCGCACGUGGCCAACAUGGGCCGCAUGGUGGAGGAGAUGGAGAGCCGCAUGCGCGACACG